Suillus paluster is the source of this 228-nucleotide messenger RNA. RefSeq lists its product as uncharacterized. Gene Ontology annotation, molecular function: oxidoreductase activity, acting on paired donors, with incorporation or reduction of molecular oxygen; monooxygenase activity; heme binding. The record is from RefSeq and is a predicted model, not a curated record. The coding region runs from base 1 to 228 and encodes 75 amino acids. NCBI's taxonomy places the organism in Eukaryota, Fungi, Basidiomycota, Agaricomycetes, Boletales, Suillaceae. The transcript has a single exon.
AUGGUUUUUGUUCUCGCCAUGGUGUCAUCAUAUCCAGAUGUUAAGAAACGUGCACAAGUGGGAUUCAACUCAGUUAUCGGAAGACAUCGCUUACCUACGUUUGAGGACAGAGUGUCGCUACCCUACGUCGAAGAAAUGAUGCGGGAAACCUUCCGAUGGCACCCCAUUGCACCUCUUGGUGAUAUUCGUUACUACGUGGUCUUGUUUUUACUGCAAAUGAUGUUAUAG